Messenger RNA from Lytechinus pictus (painted urchin), 2669 nucleotides. RefSeq names its product synaptic plasticity regulator PANTS-like. The transcript is spliced from 4 exons. Lineage: Eukaryota; Metazoa; Echinodermata; Echinoidea; Temnopleuroida; Toxopneustidae. The coding region runs from base 272 to 604 and encodes 110 amino acids. The record is from RefSeq and is a predicted model, not a curated record.
GGUCGCUCGAAUCGGCAUUAAUGGUACGUGUUUUGCCUACGCAACUCGCGCAAGUGAACACUUCCGCCCUGGCCCUGCACGCUAUGCUGCGCGCGCUGGCGGCGCUGCAUUGGCCCUCAACUUGCAAGCUCGACGUCCAGCUAGCUAGGCCAUAGACAUAUCACCGCAUUAGCAUAAGCAGGCACCGUUGCUCUCACAAUAUGUCUGCCCCUUGUUGCCUGACUGACUUUUGUUGGUGGUUGAGAAAAAGGCAGGGUGACCAAGAAGAUUGAUGAACAUGAUGGAGAACCCAGAGGAAGCAUGCAUGAAAUUCUUAGAAAAAUGGCUGGAAUGUAAAUCUCUAGGUGGUCAGUUCCACAGCUACUAUGUAUACGGGGAAAGAAGAGACUGCACUCAACUCAAAGAAAAUUUCGAUCUCUGUCUGAAGAGGGACUCAUGCCCUAAGGCAAAGAAUUCUCUGGAGGAAAGAGAAGCAAACCUUGCUAGAGAGAACUCUUGUUUGUGGGAAUUGAGAUCCCAUCCUCCCAAAGACUGGCCUAAACCCGGAUCUAGCAUUCAUCCGAAGCCCUCUGCAGAACAGAUACGCAUCACUAGUUGUCGAUAGUGAUCAUCUUUCAUAGACAGUGCCUUCCAAAAGCUAGUGUAAUAAAGCUAAAAAGUCUUCCCUUUUAAUGAUUAUUCUUUGAAGUUGAGAUUUCAAUAUGCAAAGUAUACUGGUGGUGAUGUUAAACAUGUAGAAUCAUGGAAGGUCCAUGAUAAUUUACCAUUUCUUGCUAAAAAGUCAUAUCAUUUUUAAACAAGAGAAUUUGAAUAAGCUGAAUCAUCUUUUAUCAGGAAGUACUUUGAUUAUGCCCUGUCCCAUAAUAAAUUCAAUAACUCUAGAGAUGAUGUCAAGCAGGGAAAAGUAUUAUCUCUCCAUGUGCUACUAUUCCCUUCUACUGUUUAUUUUAAAUCAUAUGUGGUCAAGCCAGAAUCCAAUAAUGGUCAGGGUAAUAAUAUUUGCAAAGCACAUACUAAUUAGAGAAGUUGUUUCCGUGUUUUAAGCCCUAUGUAAAAGCAAAAUAUUAUAAGUUUGUUUUGAAUUAAGUGGAAUGGGGCUUGUUUACAACCUGUAACUUUGUACGAGCCCUUUUUAAAAACAUUCUAAGGGUGUACUGCACAAAACCGUCUGCUACCCACUUACUUGCAUCAUCUAUUUGACCAAUGAAUCAGCAUUUCUUAUGUUUGCAAAGAAGCAGAUUGUAUGCCUUGUAAAUCUUAGAUGACUAAUUAUGACUUUCCAUAAUUAAGAUUGUGAUUGAUUAAGCCAAUCACAACUCAAGAUAGGACUGAUAAUCAUGUUGAAGGAAAUGUAAUAAAUACAGUAACAUCAAUUAAUGCUCUGACCUUCCUUGGAAACCUUGAUUCUGAUUGAGCACUGUGUCCAUUGUCCGAUUAAUCGAUAGAUACUAUUAAGGUACAUUUUUGUUUAAUAUUUCUACUAAACAGACAGACUGAACAAGUUAUCAAAUUUGGCUUCAUCGCAAGAUAUCAUGUGUAUUGCUUUCAGGCAAGGGUAUAGAUUAUAUCUCUGCAGCUUUUGAUAUCCCAUAUUAAAAGAUAAAUUUACUUUUAUAGGAUGUCUGUGGCAUGUAGGUUUUUUAUGAAGAGAAAAUUAAUCAUAUUGCUUAUUUCAUUGAUCUUGAAAUCAGGUGAGGCUCGUGUUUGCAAACCAUGUUAUUUAGGACUGAUUGCAUUGAUCAUUAUGUGCACUCAUACAAAUUAAUUCUCUAAUCAAUCAUUAAGAAUUUUGUCACUGGUCCUAGCUCAACAAAGACUAAGAAAAUAAUUACUGAAAAUUUAUUCAAAGAGUCAGUUGUAAAUGAUUUAUGACAUGUUAAUUUCUCAUACACAAAACUAGCUCAAUGAUAUUCUAUUCUGAAGUAUGUCUUAACGAAUUGGAUUUGUUUUUCUAAAUUUUCUAGUAAAUAAAUGUAUUGAACUAAAAUAUUUUUAUCCUGAUGAUUAAGUAGGUCUAUCUAUUUCUAUAUUCAGGUUCUUAAUCAAAAUAAAUAAAAUAUGAUAAAGUAUAAUUAUUGUACUCUAUUCUUAUCUUCGUUCAAUGGAUAAGAAUAUAAAAGUGUAUUAUGUCAUGUUCAUGAAGAGAUAUUGUGAAUAACAUGAACUUUAACCAACAUUUUAUGUAUGUGCAGCAAUUUUUUUUCCUGGUAGACAUGUAUAAAGUUCUGAUGGCUCUUUACCAACAUCAUUUUACCACAAAGUUAUCAUACUGUGCAAUAUGAAAAGAGUAGAGAUAUAUACCUUUAUACACAUAGGUAUGGACAUUUGUGAUAUGUAUGUAUGGGGGAGAAUGCCACUGAUAUAUUUGUACUUUAAAUAUUAUGGUAUUUUGAAAGUGGCAUUUAAUUUUAUAUUUUGUUUAGCUUCAUCAGUGUUUCUUUAUAUUUUAUUUUAUAUCAAUGUAAAUUGUAAAACAAACAAUUGUUUCUCAUUUGAACUUGUAACCCUGAUAUAAUAAUCACCAGGUUUGAUUAAGUUUGAGCACCUAUAAUUGUUCUGUUCGACGGAAAAAAAAACAUUUUAAAAUGUAUUAUUUUGUUUUCUGUAAUGUUUUGUUGUUGUUGUUAUUGAAACUUGACAAAUAAAUGUUAUCUUUUGGAUACUGAGCA